GUGCGCAGCGCGUGCUUUAUUUUAUGGUGGGGAGCUCUCAUCACUGACAGAGCUACAGUAUUUCUGUUGAGGAUUUGCUGGACUGAGAGAGACCGACGGAGAAAGGGUUAAGAGAGGAGAGAAGAGAAUAAGGCGAUCAAAACAGUUAGUCGACGGAACGGCGUUCAAAACAACAUGCAGCGAACCGAAGAGAAGAGCUCCUCCACAGAUCUGAAAAAAGAAACGCGGCCAAACCUGAUGUUACCGGGUCACACACGGCCUGGCGGCCGCCUCUUCAUAGAGGUCUUGAGCGAGUACCUUCACGAAACGGCCGCAAUCCUGAUUUCCUUUUUGAUUGCUCGAAAUUCCCUGGCAUGGUUGCUGCAAACAGUUUUCGGUCUUGAUUCCGAUUUCUGGCAGCUCAAAUGGCAGCAAAUAGUGGACAGCAAUAUAGAUCCGAAAUUCUACUUCAUUUAUGGAGGCAUGGCUGUAACGCUGUGCGUCUACUGGAUUUGGGGCGGAUUCUACUGCAUCCUCGACUGGUCAGGCUUAUUCUCUAAGUACAAAGUGCAGCCAGACACCAACCAGCCCCCGAACUCAGAGAAAUUCUCAAAGGCUGUGCUCCAUGUACUGUUUAACCAGUUUGUAGUGGGAAUCCCGGUGGCCUACGCUGGCUUCUACCUGACUCAAAACAGCGGCAAGCUCCUGACACCCGAACAAUUGAGAGUCCUUCCAUCCUUUUAUAGAGUCUUGCUGGAAUUGCCAUUCCACAUUUUUUGUCAAGAAGUUGGAUUUUAUUAUAGCCACAGGUUGCUGCACCAUAAGGCGAUCUACAAGUACAUCCACAAGAAGCACCACGAAUGGACAGCACCGAUCGGCAUCAUGGCCGUGUAUGCCCACCCUCUGGAGCACGUUCUGUCCAAUAUGGUGCCCGUGAUCAUUGGCCCGUCGCUGCUGAGCUCGCAUCCCGUGUCCGCGUGGUUCUGGUUUGCCUACGCGAUUUUCCACACGAUCAACACGCACUCGGGCUACCACUUGCCGUUCAUCCAAUCACCCGAGUUCCACGACUAUCACCACUUCAAGUUCAACCAGAACUUCGGCGCCAUGGGCCUACUGGAUCACGUGCACGGCACCGACGCCCAGUGGCGCCAGACCAAGUCCAAGCAGCGGCACAUCUCGCUCUACAGCUUGAUGCCAGUGCGAAAUAUGAUCCCUGACGGAAAGGGCGAGUGAUUGGCGACCUUUUCCAAGGCACAGACAGUUGGGCGUUGAAAAAUGCUGUCGUAUCAUUAGAAUUGUUACCUUGUAACUCCACUCAGAGCUUGUUAAUUGGUUUGAAAUACGCAAAAUAGCGCGUUACGUAAUUACAGGAGAUGAAGUCGAGCGACACUACCACUAAAAUAUACUAAUUUCUAUUUUUAUUUUAUGGUACUAAGUUUACUGUGAUGAUAUAAGCUUUCCCAUAAAAGUUAUCGAUUGAUGCACAAGCAUACUUAUUUUUUUGGGUUAAUCAAACUGUGAUAUUUAUCAAAUUUGUCUUCCAUAUUGCUCAAAUCAUACAAAAUUGAUACGGAUACUAUUAAUGGAAAAGAAAAUGGAGCAUUGAUUUUAUUUUAAAAUCUUUUGUGUGAUUUUAUGCAACAUUUACGCAUGAACCGAAAUUUGACUUCAAAGAAUUUUAUUACUCGCCAAGACAUCAAUGUUUUUUUCACUAGUCGAUUAAAAAAAUAAUUCAACCCCUAAACAUAUAUUUGUAUAUCGGAACGCAUUUUGCUAGAGCACUUAGUAAAUAUGUACUCAAAAUCAAAUCAGGUUGAAUCAAAACAAUAAUGUACAUAAUUAUAGCUUUUAGGAAACAUUUUAUUGUAACUAUAGAUUUAUGAAAUACGCGUAUUUCAAUAAAUUUACUACUUAUACAAAAA
This is a messenger RNA of Cloeon dipterum, 1901 nucleotides long. Its product is annotated as fatty acid hydroxylase domain-containing protein 2-like. The record is from RefSeq and is a predicted model, not a curated record. Gene Ontology annotation, molecular function: C-4 methylsterol oxidase activity; iron ion binding. The coding region runs from base 175 to 1212 and encodes 345 amino acids. Gene Ontology annotation, cellular component: endoplasmic reticulum membrane. The transcript is spliced from 4 exons. Lineage: Eukaryota; Metazoa; Arthropoda; Insecta; Ephemeroptera; Baetidae. Gene Ontology annotation, biological process: sterol biosynthetic process.